Molecule: messenger RNA, 2127 nt
Organism: Lodderomyces jiufengensis
Lineage: Eukaryota; Fungi; Ascomycota; Pichiomycetes; Serinales; Debaryomycetaceae
Exons: 1
Coding region: 1-2127 (708 amino acids)
Source: RefSeq, a predicted model, not a curated record
AUGUCCAAGGAGACGUCAUCAAAACCUAAUAAAAGAGGUUUUAGACAAAGAAGACGUGGUAAAUCUCAACAACAACCACAUCAACCAAGAACUUUCAAUAAAAUUAAUCAACAAAAUUCAUCAUCAAUUGAAGUCACGAGUCCAUCGACAGGUGAAUCAACUCCUGAUAUAAUUGAACAAGAAUUUCAAAAUGAUUUAGAUUAUUUAUUAACAAAUGAAGAAAAAGAUUCACAACAUUCACAUUUUGAAAAUGAAACUGUUUUUAUACCUACAGGGAAGUUUUCAGAAAUUCAGAUUGGUGUAAAAGAAGAUGAUAACACAGAACCUAAGAAUAUAAGUCGUAGAACUAGAGGCAAAAGAGAUAAAAAUUUCACAGUGGCCGAUAUUGUUGAGGAUUUAGGUGAUCUUGAUUUUUCAUCGGAUGGAGAAGAAUUUGUUGAGAUUGACACUGUUAUUGUAGAAGGAGAAAUUGUCGUGGAAGCAAAAGAUCACGAGAGUAAGAAAAAAAGAAGCCGUAACAGAAACAGGAAUAGAAAUAGAACAGAUCUUGAUGAAUUUCUAGGAAGACCAAGACCAGAAAAGGAAACCAUUUCUAAAGGCGUUUCAUCUAAUGAAGCCAAAUCAGAUGCAAUACCAUCACAAAAUUCAGCAAGUGAAGAAUCAACUAAACCAAGAAGAUCAAGAAAUAAAAAUAGAAACAGAAGUACUCGAUCUAGGAAUAGAGAAUUAGACUCAACUACAGCAGGUCCAAACCAUAGAACAGAAGAGAAACCAGAAACUGAAAUACCACAAGAAAAUGAAAAAUCACAAGAAACUGAAGCUGAACAAAUUGCUAGAGCUGAAAGAGCAAAACUUAUCAAAAAACUAGGAAAGCAAGAAUGGUCUAAAGCAAGAAUUUCUAAGGCUAAAGAAGUUGCUAAUUUAGAAACCAAUCAAGCAGAAUUACUAGGAGAAAAUAAACCUAGAGAACAUGAAUCGAAUGAUCAGUCAACAAAGAAAACGAGAAGAUCACGUCAAAGAUUACCAAAAUCAGAUGAUGCUGCAAAUACACCCCGUCAAGGACUUCCGAAAGAGGCCAACGAAUUUUUCAAUAGUGAUGGUAAAAAUAGCGAAAAACCAAAUUCAAACGUGUCAUCUACUACAACUCCUUCACCGAUAGCUGAAAAAAAUAGUAAGUAUAAACCUCAUCAAACAUCUGAAAAUCAAAAUACUAACUUUGUUAUGGAGAAGAUAGGCCAAAAAGACCAAGAAGAAGAAGAUCUUCAAAAGCAGAAGAAGAAACAAGCCAACCUGGAUCAUCAUCAGGUAAAACUGGAAGACCAAGAAGACCAAGAAGACCAAGACCAAAUUCAGAAAAACCAACGACUACCAACCCCACCACAAACAUCUCAUAAAUCCCCUACUGAUUCAUCAACCACUCAACGAUUCGGAAUAACUUUAAAAUCAACAUCAAAUUCAAAUAAAUUAGAUCAUUUACCCAAAAUUCAACCUAUAAAAACAAUAAUUGGAGUAUCUCAUUCACAAAUUUUGAAAUCUGAUUUAAAUGAUGUUAAAAUUAAAACUAUAAUGAAUUCAUUAUCUACUUCGAAAUAUAUAAAUAAUGUUAAAAAUUUUGUUAUAAAAUAUCAAAACGAUCCAAUAUUCACUACGUAUAACAAUCAAUUUAUCUUGUUAUGUAUCAAUAUAUCACUUUAUGAAUCUAAUGGAAUUAACAAAACUAUGGAAGUUUUUCCAUCAAUUGUUGACCUUUUGAGUAAUUAUCAAGAAUUGAAUUUAGAAACUACAAAAACAACCAUUACAAAAUCAGAAAGAUUACUACAUCAAAAUAAUUUAGAUUAUUUAGUAUUGGGAUUUUUUGGACAUAUUUUGAUUUGGGCUUAUGUUUUGCAAAUAAAUAAUGGUCAAAAUGAAACGUUUAUAAAUCAGCUAGACUUGCAAGAUUAUAUAAACUUAUCAACUAUCAAACUAAAAAUUGGUGGAAAUCAUUUAUGGGAUAAAUUAAAUAAAACCAACUUAAUGAACUCUAAAAGAUGGAAACACCUUAUAAAAUUUAGAAAUAAUUUCCCAUUUGAAGAAGAUCAAUUUUUAAUAGUAUUACGAUUUUUAAAAAUUAAUAACAUUCCUUAG